This is a messenger RNA of Scomber scombrus (Atlantic mackerel), 6026 nucleotides long. It is a transcript of the gene lamb1a, whose product is annotated as laminin, beta 1a. NCBI's taxonomy places the organism in Eukaryota, Metazoa, Chordata, Actinopteri, Scombriformes, Scombridae. Gene Ontology annotation, biological process: basement membrane assembly; substrate adhesion-dependent cell spreading; cell migration. Gene Ontology annotation, molecular function: extracellular matrix structural constituent; integrin binding. Gene Ontology annotation, cellular component: laminin trimer. The record is from RefSeq and is a predicted model, not a curated record.
AUGGCUACAGAACAGACACAUGUUAGUGGAGGUAAGACCAUCAGACUGCUCUCUGAAGGUAAGACCACCAGACCGCUCUCUGAAGGUAAGACCAUCAGACCGCUCUCUGAAGGUAAGACCACCAGACCGCUCUCUGAAGGUAAGACCACCAGACCACUCUCUGAAGUGGCUUCAAGUUUUAGGCUUAGCCGCUACUGGCACUGUGCCGGCGUUGAGGAGGCCCGCCAACCAAUGGGAACCCAAGGCCCGCCAACCAAUGUGAACCCAAGGCCCGCCAACCAAUGGGAACCCAAGGCCCGCCAACCAAUUGGAAUCCAAGGCCUGCCAACCAAUGUGAACCCAAGGCCCGCCAACCAAUGGGAACCCAAGGCCCGCCAACCAAUGGGAAUCCAACAUACAGCUCUACAGGUGUUCACCUUUGCCCAGGUGGUGGGGGCCCAGGUGGUGGGGGCCCAGGAGGGGGGGGCCCAGGAGGACGGCAGCCUCCCGGAGCUCAGUGACGUCUGCACUGAAGGCAGCUGCUACCCAGCAACAGGAGACCUUCUGAUUGGACGAGCCCACCAGCUAUUUUCUACCUCCACCUGUGGACUGAACCGACCCGAACCGUUCUGCAUCGUCAGCCACCUGCAGGAGGAGAAGAAGUGUUUCACGUGCGACUCCAUGGCAACCUACGACGAGCUGACCAAUCAGACGAGCAACCAUCGCGUGGAGAACGUCGUCACAACAUUCGCUCCAAACAGGCUGAAGACCUGGUGGCAGUCAGAGAAUGGUCUGGAGAACGUCACCAUCCAACUGAACCUGGAGGCCGAGUUUCACUUCACGCACCUCAUCAUGACCUUCAAGACGUUUCGUCCCGCUGCCAUGGUGAUCGAGCGGUCAGCUGACUUCGGGAACACCUGGCAGGUGUACCGAUACUUCGCCUAUGACUGCGAGUCUUCCUUCUCCUCCGUUUCCCACGGUCCCAUGCAGAAGGUCGAUGAUGUCAUCUGUGACUCACGUUACUCAGAUAUUGAGCCAUCCACUGAGGGAGAGGUGAUCUUCAGAGUUCUGGAUCCGGCGUUCCAGAUCGAUGACCCGUACAGUCCCCGAAUCCAGAACAUGUUGAAGAUCACCAACCUGAGGGUGAAAUUCACCAAGCUGCACACGCUGGGCGAUAACCUGCUGGACUCUCGUAUGGAGAUCAAAGAGAAGUAUUAUUACGCCGUCUACGACAUGGUGGUCCGAGGAAACUGCUUCUGCUAUGGACACGCCUCUGAGUGCGCCCCCAUCCAGGGAGCCAGCAAGGCCAGGGAGGGCAUGGUUCACGGUCACUGCAUGUGUAAUCACAACACCAAAGGUCUGAACUGUGAACUGUGUCAGGAUUUCUACCACGACCUGCCCUGGAGACCAGCUGAGGGACGCAACACCAACGCCUGCAAGAAGUGUAAGUGUAACCAGCACUCGGACUCGUGUCACUUCGACAUGGCCGUGUUCGUGGCGUCGGGAAACGUCAGCGGAGGCGUCUGUGACGAGUGUCAGCACAACACCGCCGGACACAACUGUGAGCAGUGCCGACCGUUUUACUUCCAACAUCCUGAGAGAGACGUCAGAGACCCCAACAUCUGCCAGCAGUGUAACUGUGACCCGGUGGGCUCUCUGAACGGAGGACUCUGUGACAGAACCACGGACGUUAGAACCGGACUCAUCGCCGGUCAGUGUCGCUGUAAAGUCAACGUGGAAGGAGAGCGCUGCGAGCGCUGCAAGCAGGCGUACUACGGGCUGAGUGGAGAGGCUGAGGGCUGCAAAGCGUGCACGUGCAGUCCUCUGGGAACAGUUCCUGGUGGGAAUCCCUGUGACAGUGAAACAGGAAACUGCUUCUGUAAACGACUGGUGAUUGGACGAGACUGUGACCAGUGUGUGUCUGAACACUGGGGUCUCAGUAAUGAUGUGGAUGGCUGCAGACCAUGUGACUGUGACCUGGGAGGAGCCGUCAACAACCAGUGUGACCAGCAGACGGGUCAGUGCCAGUGCAGAGGUCACAUGUUCGGCCGGCGCUGUGAUCAGGUGGAGUCCGGGUUCUACUUCAUGGCUCUGGACCACUACACCUACGAGGCCGAGGACGCCACGUUCGGACCUGGGGUGACAGUGGUGCCGAGGCCCCACCCUCUGGACCGCAGUCCCACCUGGACGGGUGUUGGCCUGGUCAACGUCCCAGAGGGGGCCUUCCUGGAGUUCUCCAUCGAUAACAUUCCUCACUCCAUGGAGUACGACAUCCUGAUCCGCUACGAGCCUCAGCUGCCGGAUCAAUGGGAAGAGGUUCUGAUGAUGGUGAUGAGACCCGGACCGAUCAGAGCCGACAGCCGCUGUGUGAACACGGUGCCCGACGAGGACCACCAGACCGUCUCUCUUCACCCCGGCUCACGGUACGUGGUUCUGCCCAGACCGGUUUGCUUUGAGUCCGGCUUGAACUACACGGUCCGCCUCAGUCAGCCGCUGUACUCGGCCCUAAGCGACUCCCAGUCCCCAUACACACUCAUUGACUCGAUCGUGCUGAUGCCUCACUGUAAGAACCUGGACCUCUUCACACCGUCUGAGGGAGGGGACUCCAGCAGCUGGGACACGUUCCAGCGUUAUCGCUGCCUGGAGAACAGCCAGGGAGUCAUCAAGUCCCAGACCACCGACAUCUGCAGGAACUUCAUCUUCAGCAUCUCCGCCAUGCUGCACCAGGGAGCUAAAGAAUGCCAGUGUGACCCUCAGGGCUCUCUGAGCACCGUGUGCGACGCCAGCGGCGGUCAGUGUCAGUGUCGACCCAACGUGGUCGGUAGGAACUGUGACCGAUGCGCUCCCAGCACCUUCCAGUUCGGACCCAACGGCUGCAGAGCGUGUGAGUGUGACUCUCAGGGUUCUCAGCAUGCGUUCUGUGACCAGCUGACUGGUCAGUGCAGCUGUGUGUCGGGGGGGUACGGCCGUCAGUGUGAGCGCUGCCUGCCGGGUCACUGGGGCUUCCCCUCCUGCCAACCCUGCACCUGUAACGGCCACAGCGACGACUGCGACGCCGCCACCGGACGCUGCCUCGCCUGCAGAGACCACAGCACGGGACCGCACUGUGACAGGUGUCUGGACGGUUACUAUGGCGACCCGGUGCUGGGGUCAGGUGACCACUGUCGUCCCUGCAUGUGUCCCGACGGCCCCGGCAGCCUGCGGCAGUUCGCAGGAAGUUGUUACCGUGCCGACAACUCCCAGCAGGCCAUCUGUGUCUGUAACACUGGAUACAAAGGUGCUCGCUGUGAUGAGUGCUCACCUGGUUACUAUGGAAACCCCGGUGAGGCAGGGGGGCAGUGCAGACCGUGUCAGUGCAACAACAACAUCAACAUGAUGGACCCGGACUCCUGCGACAGCCAGACCGGCGAGUGUCUGCGCUGCCUGCACCACAGCGAAGGUCCUUCCUGCGAGAGCUGCAAACUGGGUUACUACGGCAACGCCCUGCUCCAGGACUGUAGGAGAUGCGUCUGCAACCAGCUGGGCAGCAACGCGUCCAGCUGUCCGUCAUCUGGAGACUGUCACUGCGACCGCAGCAGCGGACAGUGUCUCUGCUUCCCCAACGUCAUCGGGCAGCACUGCGACCGCUGCGCUGCAGACAGCUGGGACCUGGCCAGCGGCCGCGGCUGCCGGACCUGCGACUGCGACGCCAAACAUUCAGAACAGACUUCCUGCAACGAGAUCAGCGGGCAGUGCUCCUGUCGGCCCGGCUUCGGAGGAAGAACCUGCAGCGAGUGCAGAGAGCUGUUCUGGGGAGAGCCGGAGGUCAAAUGUCACGCCUGUGACUGUGACCCCCGUGGGAUCGUGGACCAGCAGUGUAAUAAGCUAACGGGUCACUGUGUGUGCGUGGAGGGCGUGUCCGGACCUCGCUGUGACUCGUGUGCUCGCGGGUUCUCCGGACUCUUCCCGGACUGCCGGCGCUGCCACCAGUGCUUCGCUGAGUGGGACGCCGUCAUCGGCCAGCUGACCAAUCAGACGCACCGCCUCGUUAACAAGGUCAACACCAUCAAAGCCAGCGGAGUCAGCGGGCCAUACAGGAAGUCCAUGGACAGCAUGGAGAGGAGCGCCGCCGACAUCCGGGUCCUCCUGGACCAGAACCCCGCCUCACAACCGCUCAGCGAGAUCCAGGACCUGCUGCAGCAGGCCAGCGACCUGAUGGGGGCCCUGAACCAGGCAUUGAACCACACGGAGCAGAAUCUGGUCCAGGUUCAGGAGGGGGACGGCCGUGUGGGACUGAAACUGGAUUCUGUCUCAGCAGACGCUCAAAAACUGGAGCGGACGGUUCAGGAUCUGCUGAACCAGGUGGAGGUCAUCAAGAACUCCGACAUCAGAGGGGCGACCGACAGCGUCACUAAGUACUUCCUGCAGUCUCAGGCGGCUGAAGCUCGAGCCAACGCGUCGACCUUUGACCCAGACAGCGCGGUGCAGAACUCCGCCCGCCUACGGCAGGUAACGGAGGACAAGAUGAACCAAUCAGGUGACGGCUUCCUCCGGAGACACACUGAGCAUGCUCAGAGACUGGACGACCUGGCAGGAGAACUGCAGACUCUCGACCUAUCAGAGCUCAGCACCAAGACCUGCGGCAGCCUGGCGGUUCCGGACUGUUUGGACUCUGGAUCCGGCUGCAGAGGAGACGACUGUGACGGGCUGCUGAUGAAAGCUCACAGCAGCUGGAUGAAAGCUCAGGACUCCGAUCAGGAAAUCCUCAGCGCCAUGCAGGAAGUGGACCGGCUCUCUAAGAUGGUUUCAGAAGCCAAGGUGAAGGCGGACCAGGCGAAGCUGAGCGCUCAGAACGUUCUGAUGAAAACAAACAGAACCAAACAGAAAGUGGAUCAAAGCAACGAAGAACUCAGAACCCUCAUCAGACAGAUCAGAGACUUCCUCACACAGGACGCAGCGGACCUGGAGAGCAUCGAGAACGUAGCCAAUCAGGUUCUGGCGCUGCAGAUGCCGACGACGGCGGUCCAGCUGCAGAACCUGACGGCUGAGAUCCGGCAGAAGGUCUCAGAGCUCGGAGACGUGGAGGAGGUUCUGCUGCAGAGCGCCGAUGACAUCAGCAGAGCCGAGAACCUGCUGGACCAGGCCCGCCGAGCCAGUGAGGAAGCGUCAGACGUGAAGGAUUCUGCAGAGAAAGUGAAGCGAGCUCUGAAAGAAGCUCAGCGAGCUCAGACCGCCGCCAGCACCGCGAUCCGGCAGGCGGCCGCCGACAUCCAGAACACCAACCACCUGCUGUCCUCCGUGGAGUUAGAGACAGAAGAUACGGAGGUGAAGUUGAACAAUGCGACCCAGAGGCUGCAGCGGCUCGGGCAGGAUGUGACGCUGCUGAAAGACAAAGCUAUGAACGUCACACAGAACACAAAACGGACCAAUCAGGAUGCAGCAAGCAUCAGAAAGAUGGCAGAAGAGAUGAAGAAGGAGCUAAACUCGGAGGUGAAAGGUCAGUACGCCGCUGUGGAGCAGCUGAUUGGUCAGAAAGCAGCAGGUGUGACUGACGCCAAGAAGAGGGCGGAGUCACUGCAACAGGAAGCCAAAGAGCUGCUGCUGCAAGCUAGCAACAAGCUGCAGCUGCUGAAAGAGCUGGAGAGGUCACAUGAUGAGAACCAGCUGGCGUUGGAGCAGAAAGCGGAGCAGCUGGUGGAGCUGGAAGCCGCCGUGAAGGAGCUGCUGCAGCAGAUCAGCCAGCAGGUCACCGUCUACAGCACCUGUCUGUUCUAGGUCAAAGGUCAAAGGUCACUGCUGCAGCCAAUCAGAGGUCUGAUUUCCAAAGUGGACAUUUUAAUUGUCAGGUGUCUGAGUGUUCCUGAAUGCACCGUCAGGUAUUUCUGAGUCAUGUGACUGACGAUGUGUCGGUGUGAUUGGUCGGUUUAUGAAAUGAAUAAAAUGUUCAUUAAAUGUUUUAAUGUCUUUCUGAAUGUAAUAAUCAAUCAAUAAUCAAUCAAUAAUCAAUCAAUAAUCACUUUAACUUGACUAUGACCUUUUUUAUUAUAGUUUUUUCUACAUGACCAAAA